GAGAAAAGUGGACCAGGGCCCCAUUGGGAUGCCUUCACCGCCAUGGCGGCAAAAGCCUUCUCCGCGCAAGCGAGCCUGGGCCCAAUGCCUUCACCGCCUUGGCUGCUGGAGCUUCCUGUGUCUCUGCGCACUGAAAAGACAAGGCAGCGAAGGUGGAGAAAUGACUUGAUGACGAUGGCAGCGCUGCCUGUUGUCAGGUCGUGCUUCCGCCGCAGAAAGGCAUUCAUUUGGCCAGCUCUUGUAUGUGGGCCUCCUGCAGUUGCAGAGGUGGACUUGGCAGACAUGUCAAGAGGCAUGCUUGGCGGCGAUCGUGACAUUUACUAUCCAGAGUGGUUCCUUGGUGAAUGGGAGGCCACCACCGAGUUGGUUGCUGUCGAGCUCCCACAGGGAGAGUCUGACAAGGAUGCCUUAAAGCAGCGGCAGAUCGUGGGAACUGAGAAGGCAGUGGAGCAGUAUCCACAGAAAUACAUUGAGUUUGACAGUAAGAUCAUUGCAGACCGCGCGUACAAUAUGCGAAGCUACAUCUGCGGCACUGGGGGUGGCCCCCGUGCUUUGGAAUCUGUGGAGUGGGAUCCAAGAAGCCCGAAUGUCUCCUCGGUCACAAUCAAGCGAGAUGGGCUCUCGAUUAAGACUGAGACGCGUGUUAAGAAGCGAACAGUUGCAGUUCCAGAAGGACGCACGGAUCUCUUCAAUAGCAGCGAGGUCUUUUUGCAGGAAGUCAGUGGAUCAGCGGACGGUGACAAAGUGACACCGAUUCGGUGUGUGAAUAAGUUUAAGAGGAACAAUUCAGAGAUCCUGGUUCUACAGAGACUGGAGAUCUUCGCUCGCUAUGAUGGAAACAAUCCAGAAGUUUUGAAUCUGGAGAGGCCAUCACUGGUUUACAAGUACAAAGGAGUUCUGAGACGCUUGUGAUGUGCAAACGUGCGAAAAAGUGACGUGCGUGUUGCGAAUGAUAAGUCUUGGUGCAAGAUGGAUUGACGCCUCGACAUCAAGUAGAGCGGAUAGAA
Molecule: messenger RNA, 1007 nt
Organism: Durusdinium trenchii
Lineage: Eukaryota; Dinophyceae; Suessiales; Symbiodiniaceae
Source: the annotation of a GenBank genome assembly